ACGAGUCUCGUCAGCUCUCGCGUCCCGUUCGUUCAGUUGAGUCAGUUCUUAGCCAACCUCCAAAGUAAACGGAAUCGUAAUUCAUAAUUUUUGAGCCAAUUUUUUUUUUCUGUAACAAACGAAUAUUUUUUAUUUGCAAAAAUGAUCAAGUUACUUGUGUUACUUAUCGCCAUCGGCACCGCAACGGCUGUCACGAAAGUUCCGGUCACGAUUUACUACGAGACGUUAUGUGCGGACAGUAUGGCUUUCUUCACAAAACAAUUCGAACCAACUUGGCGCCAACUCAAUAAUUACAUCGACUUAGAACUCGUACCUUUUGGAAAAUCAAGCUACACUCCACUCAACAAUCCGGGAGCAUUCCCCCAAAUUCCUGGUGCUGUAGUUUCAUCAAAGAAUUGGACGUGUCAUCACGGACCCAACGAAUGUAUGGGCAACAGAUUUCAGUCAUGCCUCAUCGAUCCUUCAACAAACGCCAACCUUGAUGCUAAAAUUACUUUGAUCAACUGUCUCAUGCAAAAGGCCACGAAAGAAACACCUUAUGAUGCAACCGCUCUUCAAUGUAAUCUUGAGAAACCAACGGGUAUGGAAAUAGCUUCACUGGUAGCAUGCGCUCAUACGCAAAAAGGAGAAGAUCUGUUUGAAGCUAAUGGAAGGAAAACUGCCCUAUUACAACCGCCAUUGACAUCCGUACCAACAGUAGUUUUCAACCGGUCUUUCAACAAGGCAGAUAGCGACGCUGCUGUAUCUUCUUUCAAGAGUGCUUUGUGCUCACGUAUCACCGACAACCCAAAACCAAAAGAGUGUGACAGCGCCAACGGAGCUUCUUCGAUCACUUUCAGUUUGAUAUCUGUGUUGACCGCAGGUCUCAUUAUUCAUCAGCUAUAAUAAUAUUUAUACUAUCACCGAGCACAUUAUAUACGUAAAUUAUAAAAUUUAAAAGUAUAAGUUUCAAGAGAAAUUUUUAAUAUAUUUUAAAAGAAAAGUACUAAUUGCCCAGUCAUCGACGUAUUCGUGCAGGUAGUAUAUACAAUAAAUAUUAUAUGUACAUGUAUUGGUAUUUUUGUGAUAAAAUAAUGAAAUAAAAAAAAAAUGAAUAAAAAAAAAAAAA
Messenger RNA from Athalia rosae (coleseed sawfly), 1108 nucleotides. Its product is annotated as GILT-like protein 1. The record is from RefSeq and is a predicted model, not a curated record. Bases 142 to 885 code for a protein of 247 amino acids. Gene Ontology annotation, molecular function: oxidoreductase activity, acting on a sulfur group of donors, disulfide as acceptor. NCBI's taxonomy places the organism in Eukaryota, Metazoa, Arthropoda, Insecta, Hymenoptera, Athaliidae. The transcript is spliced from 4 exons.